GCUCGAUAAAUGGUUCUGAGAAGUGAUAUUAAGCGCUGUAUAUUUAAGAAUAGAAGUUUGCCGUCAAAUUAUUUUCUGCAAGUCACGUCCGAAUGUCAUUAUGCAAAUGAGCCAGUCGGCGGUAACAUGCAGUGUGUUAACAAGAUCACGGUUCGGAUGUCUCUACCAUUGAAAACCUGUUGCCAUAGAGACGGUUGCCAUUAGCGAUGGCGGAAGACGAGCCCAUGGACCCCACGGGGCCUAACUUCGAGGUGGAGUGCGCUCCGCGGAACGGGGGGUCCACGUGUCGCACGUUCACGGACGGAGGUCACGCGGAAGAGGCACUGGGAGUGAUGAACAUGCUGAGGGAACAUCACCAGCUCUGCGACGUCACGCUCAAGGUGACGUACCAGGACAAGAAGGACACGUUCCUUGCCCACAAGGUGGUCCUCGCGGCCGCCAGCCCCUACUUCAAGGCCAUGUUUACAGGCGGGCUGAAGGAGUGCGAAAUGCAGGAGAUACCCAUUGAGGGUGUUCACCCCUGCGUUAUGAACCAGCUUAUCGGGUUCGCGUAUACCUCACAGAUCACCCUAAAGGACAUGACGGUUCUUCAUGUCAUGACUGCGUCAGUUAUGUUCCAAAUGACCAGAGUAGCCAAGCUUUGUUGCGAGUUUUUGGAGGACCAGUUGGAUCCUAGUAACGCGAUCGGGAUCGCGAACUUUGCCCAGGAGCUUGGGUGUAAGAAACUGGAAGAGAAAGCGCGAGAGUUCAUUUACACGAACUUCUGCGAGGUUUGCGAGAGUGAGGAAUUCAUGAUGCUAUCGGCUUGCCAGCUGCUGAACCUGAUCAACAGAGAUGAACUGAACGUGCGUUGCGAGUCUGAAGUCUACAAGGCCGCCAUGCGAUGGGUUACGUACGAUCUAGAUGAACGUAAGCAGUGCAUAUACCCUCUGCUUGAAGCAGUGCGGUGCCACAAACUCAACCCCGAGUUUAUCAAGAAAAGCCUAUCGGCGUGCCCCAUAGCGACUAGGAAUCCUGAGUGUAACGAAUACUUGUGUAAGAUCUUACAAGACUUGACGCUGCACAAGCCUAGAUGUCUGAAGGUUAAGCAAAGGACUCCUCUGGCUCCGCAUGUGAUUUUCAUCGCGGGUGGGUACCUGAGACAAUCGCUGGCGACGAUGGAGGCAUACAACCCUGAGAAGAACACGUGGACCAGACUUGCCGAUCUGCCCAUGCCCAGAAGUGGUUUGGCUGCAGCUGUAGUACAUGGCUUCUUCUAUGUUAUAGGAGGGCGAAACAACUCCCCAGACGGCAACAUGGACUCCAACUCCCUUGAAGGCUACAACCCGUACACCAACAGUUGGCAGUCGUACACUCCCAUGUCCAUCCCUCGUAACCGUGUGGGGGUGGGGGUCAUCGAUGACUACAUCUACGCGGUAGGAGGGUCACAGGGCUGUAUGCACCACAACACGGUUGAGAAGUAUGAUGCAAACCAGGACAAGUGGACAACUGUGGCUCCCAUGAAGACACGUAGGAUCGGUGUGGGUGUAGCUGUGCUGAACAGACUACUGUACGCUGUUGGAGGUUUUGAUGGUACAACCCGUCUGAGGUCGAUGGAGUGUUACCAUCCUGAGAACAACGAGUGGCAGUUUGUCACCUCCAUGAACGUGCCCAGAAGUGGAGCAGGAGUGGUAGCCCAGGACCAUCACAUCUAUGCGAUCGGAGGUUAUGACGGCAUGAGUCAGUUGAACUCAGUAGAGAAGUACGACAUCAACGCCAACACCUGGGAGUUUGUGGCCUCCAUGAAGAAACAGAGAAGUGCCCUGUCUGUCACAUCGUUUGGCGGCAAGAUUUACGCACUGGGUGGUUAUGACGGUACAGACUUCCUGGAGUCCGUAGAGGUCUACGACCCUCAGACCAACGAGUGGACCAUCUGUGCCAGCAUGAGCAGUGGGCGGAGCGGGUCAGGCGCUGCCGUGGGAAUAGAACCCUGCACCAAAGGACCCUCAUGACCUUUGCCCUGACCCUACUUCCUGUGGGUCAGAGUGCAAGGGUCAGUUCCACCUGUGUUAUUAAUAGAGUUUAUAUCAUUUAUCAGGGAGAAUGUUGUGUUUUUUUUCUUAAUUUGUGAAAAAAAGGAGAAGAACAGCUUGCUGCUUGAGAAAAUUUUAUAAUAAUAAUUGCUCUUCCUCAUGCAAGUUUCUUUCUGAGUGAUUAUUAGAUUAAUAGGUUGAGUAUCAAAUUUCAACAUUAAGGAGGGUCUACCUAAGACUAAAAUUAAUGGUGCAGAACAUAUUGAAUGUACAUGUAGCAUCAACUAUGGAUUACUGAAGUACUCUUGUCCAUGCUCAGAUAAUCAU
Branchiostoma belcheri (Belcher's lancelet) is the source of this 2339-nucleotide messenger RNA. Its product is annotated as kelch-like ECH-associated protein 1. Gene Ontology annotation, molecular function: protein binding. The coding region runs from base 207 to 1991 and encodes 594 amino acids. The transcript is spliced from 7 exons. The record is from RefSeq and is a predicted model, not a curated record. Lineage: Eukaryota; Metazoa; Chordata; Leptocardii; Amphioxiformes; Branchiostomatidae.